Molecule: messenger RNA, 453 nt
Organism: Zymoseptoria tritici IPO323
Lineage: Eukaryota; Fungi; Ascomycota; Dothideomycetes; Mycosphaerellales; Mycosphaerellaceae
Exons: 3
Coding region: 1-453 (150 amino acids)
Source: RefSeq, a predicted model, not a curated record
AUGCAGCCAACCUCAAUGCUCCUCACCCUCCUCGGUCUCAGCACCUACACCUCGGCCUCCUCCCUCCAGAUCAACAACUACUGCACCGACAGUCUCUGGACGACCCUCACCUCUCCUUCUCAGCCCUUCGCGGAGCCAUUCGAGAUCCCCUCCGGCGUGGCCAACAUCAGCGACAUCUCCGGCAGUGGCAACUCCCUCGGCGUCACCUUCUCCAAAGACUACUACGCCGAAAACACUCCCAAGCUCGUGCUCGGCUUCACCUCCGUCAACGGUCGUCUCUGGUGGUCGCUCGGAGACAUCAGUGGGGAUCCGUUCAAGGGCAAGGCGUUCAACGUGACGACUCCAGAUCACGACGGAAAGGACGUGUGUGGCGAUGCGGUGGGCGUGGAUGGCGAGAACCACAACUGUGACGAGGGAGACUUCACCUUGACGUUCAACCCUUGCUUUGAGUAA